Molecule: messenger RNA, 8485 nt
Organism: Monopterus albus (swamp eel)
Lineage: Eukaryota; Metazoa; Chordata; Actinopteri; Synbranchiformes; Synbranchidae
Gene: rai1
Product: retinoic acid induced 1
Exons: 5
Coding region: 205-6843 (2212 amino acids)
Biological process (GO): regulation of transcription by RNA polymerase II; circadian regulation of gene expression
Cellular component (GO): nucleus
Source: RefSeq, a predicted model, not a curated record
UCGCAGGGUAAAAGGAUUGAGCUUCGCCGCUGUAAGCUCGGCUCAGCUCAGCUCGCCUCAGCUCAGAACAGCUCAACAAGAGGGGGAUUGGAGGGACAACAAAAGGAGGAGAACGGCUGACCCCUAACCCAGAACCCCUAAACCCCCUUCCCCCUUUCCCGUCUCACCUCCCCCUCCCUGCUCUGGCCACAGACGGAGAGCGUUAUGCAGUCCUUCCGUGAGCGCAGCAGUGGUUACCACAGCAACCAACCCUGCUACCAGCAGGAUUCCCAUGAAUUAUCCCACCUGGAGACAUAUCGGCAACACCCACAUCAUCCCCACCCCCAGCACCCGCACCCAGGCCCUGGUCCGCAUCCAGGCCCAGGCCCAGGACAUGCCAGAUUAGGCUAUGAGGUUCAAUCACUGGCGAACCCCACAAACAUGCCUCCAGCUGGUGGACCAGGAACUGGAGGAGGCCCCAAAGACUGUUACAGCCAGCAAGCCUACUCAGGCUACCCAGGCAAUGGUGGAGAGAAUGGGAGUGGAAAUGGGGGCUCAGCACCUUCGCAAGCAAAGAAAUCCUUCAGAGGAAGCAAAGUUCCCCCACUAAACCCAAGUCAGCACCUGCAGGGUCCUCCAGGCUAUACUAACCACAUGGGCCCUGGGAAUUAUUCAGCCCAGUAUAUGAAUGAGGGCCACCUCCAGCAGAAGUGGGAGGACCCAGCCCAAUUAGCACAGUAUGAACAGGAGAUGGUGGGGCGUAUGGAGGCUGGUGGUACCCCUGCACCUAGCUCCUCUCAGUAUAUGGACCUGAAUAUACUGGGCCAUUCCCAGACCUCGUGCCACCAAUCCACCACCCCUGCUUAUACUAGUCCCCACCAUCAGCCCCACCCUCCUAACCCUACUCCCUCCCCUCUUAUUUACCCCCAGAGUCACCUGCACUACCCUCAGCAUUCACCCUCUCCUUCGCCAUACAUGGAAAAAUGCAGCCCUAUGCCCCACUGUUAUAAAGGUUACAACAUGCCUCCAAAUUCCCAGUAUGGUAGACAAAUGAGCAGCCACAGCAAUCUGAAGCAGGGAGGUUACAGAUCAGCACAGAACAGUUAUGGCUACCAGCAGCCUCCCUCCAGAGGUUAUGAGCCACAGUCCACUUUACAGGCCAUGACCAACCCCCAGGAACCCCACCCUAAAUACCAACACUACAGCCAACCCCAACAAGCCUACUGUCUCUCAGAGCUGUCUGUCAGAUCACCAGAGCAGUAUUAUCAAACUUGUAGCCCCUCUUCAAGCCACUCCCCCGCACGUUCUGUAGGGCGCUCCCCCUCAUACAGUUCCACCCCUUCACCACUAAUGACCAAUCCAGAGUCCUUCCAGUAUGCUCAACCUCCCAUGACCCCUGGCACAGCCUCCUCCUCUUCAUCCUCUUCAGCUGGUAUGCAGGAGCAAGCCAGUGCCGCCAUGUUGAUGCCCCCACGCUCACACCCCUCCCCUAGUGUGCCCCAUGGAGUCUCCCACAGCUAUACUACCACACCGCAGGUCCAGGUCCUCACCAUGAAAGAACGGUUCUCAGAGAAGCUGCUGUCAAAUCCCAGCUUGUGGAGCCUAAAUGCCCUCACUUCUCAGGUAGAGAACAUCUCAAAUAAUGUCCAGCAACUGCUGCUUUCUGAGGCCCUGGUGGCCAACAAGAAAGGCUGUAAGCGCAGCAGUAUAGGGAACAACAACAGUGCUGGAAAUGGAGGAUCCUCUAAAAAGGGUGAGGAGUACAAAAGUCCUCCGUAUCCAGAUGGUGGUGGUGGUAGUAUUGGAGGACCUAUGCAGGACUCUUACUCUACCCCACAGCACCAGCCAAUGCCCAUGGAACUCCAUGAGGGGGGCUACUCCAGCAGUAGUGAUGAACAGCUGGAGAAGGGCUACUACUACUGUGGUCAGGGCAGAAGUCCAGCACAAGCCCCUAACAACACACAACUCAGCCUGGACACAGUCUCUUCAUGCUCCAUGACCUCCCCAGAUGAUAUGUCUACCAGGUCUGGGGACUCCGGUCUGCACACCCUUACUCCUGACCCUAACAGAUGUCAGUCAGGGCUGGGAGGAGAUGGCAUGAGCACUCCAGUGAAGAGCAUUGGUGAUGAGAGGUCUCCUACAAGCAUUAUAAUAUCCAGUCCUAUGAAACAAGAAGGGGACUCCCCUUCUGAUAUACAGCAUAUCAAUGAGCCUGUUAAAGAGAACUUUGAAGAAUCUGCCUGGACAGAGAAAUCAGCCGACAAAGAGGAGGUGACAAAAAACACUCUUGACCAUGAGCAGGAUUCAGACAUAACUGAAUCUACAGAGAAGCUGGGGAAAUGGUCAGAUGAAGAGAAAUGUCCAGCCCUCUACAGAAAAAUAAACAAGGACGUGACAGAAAAAAGCUAUUGCUAUGAGGAGACAGUGUACCAAGGGGUUCAGAGUUCAGCUGAACGGUCCCCGGUAGCUCUCUCUGACUCCAGCAGCAAGGAACACUUUGGUCAUGAGAUGAAAUCACAGGCAUUCAAAUCUGAGUCUCCAACUGCUUCUGAAAGCUCAGCGAAAACCUUGCCUUUCAUUUUGAGGGGUGACCUUGAACAGGAUCGAUAUUCCACAGAGAAGGAGGACAGCUCAGAGAACACCUCUCCAACCCCCCAAGUUGAGGCCUUGGAUGAGAGCAAUUCAGACAAGAAAGAGACCAGAGAAGAGGAGGGGGAUGGAGAGGAGGAGGCCACUGAGGAGGAAGAAGAAGAAAUACGGAAACAACAGCAACAUUCUCUUUCCCCUCCUCCAUCUGCAGAGGUUAGGGAGCAACUAGGGGAGGGAGAGAAAGUGAGCCGGUCAUUGAUUGAGGAGCACAUGAAUAAUAGAGAUGGGCUAGAGAAGCCUACUGGAGAUCUCUGCAGCAUAAAGGAGGGCACUGAGCUCCACACUGACAAUGACUUUGCAGAGGUACCUGUCCAUCCAAAUGCAGCAGCAGCAACAGCAGCAGCAGGUGCAUCUGCACGGAAAUCAGCCAUUGGUGACACUGCUCCUCAGCCUCAGUCUGCUAUGCCAGUCUUUUCAGCUCUGAAUGACAAGACAAUUCCCAUGGCUCAGACCAGGGACCAUAUUGAUCACAGUGAUGCUAAAAUGCUAGAGCCAGACUCUCCUCAGCUGCCAGGGAAGUCGAUACUUCCCUCUGCUCCAUCCUGGGCAGACACUCCACCCUCCCCCAAAAAAGGUGAUGAGGACAUGGAGCCAGGCAUCAGCUGUGCCAGUGCUGUGACCCCGUUGGCCAAACCUGAGCCCGUCACCCCAUCUGCUCAGCCGAGGGCAUUCGGACGCAAGCAUGCAAGGGGCAGAAGGAGAAUUACACAUUCAGGUGUGGGAAUCAGGAGACAACUAAGCUUGGAGAGGGAGGAGGAGAAGGAAGAGGAAGGAGCCACCUCACCUUCACAGAAGCCUUGUAUGGCUCCAAGCAAAACUGUGCUAUUCUCAGAUCAAAUGGACCUAGCUCAUCAGGAAUCUAUUGUGAGCCAGACUCCCAAAAUGGUAACUGAUGUUUUUUGUUCAAGAAUGUGCACUCGCUCAUUUAAUGCACCAGACUUGCCUCCCAAAGUUGAGCCUCAUGUGAAGAGAAAACCAGGCCCAAAAACUGGUUCAAAGCCGGGGCCCAAACCAGGGCCAAAACCUGGACCAAAACCAGGACCGAAGCCAGGAGCAAAGCCAGGGCCAAAACCAGGUCAUAAACCUGGGCUAAAGCCUGGACCAAAGCCUGGACCAAAACCUGGACAAAAACCAGGACCAAAACCUGUGUCAAAUGAACCAGAGUUGCCACUGAAAAUUGAGAUUCCUGUAAAACAAAAACCUGGACCCAAGCCAGGUUCAAAACCUGGGCCAAAACCUGGAUCGAAGCCUGGACUAAAAACUGGUCCAAAACCAGUUCUAAAGCCAGCUCCAAAACUAUCACCUAAGCCCGGACCCAAGGUUGCUGACGUUUUGUCCCCUACUGACACUGCACACAUCAAGACCACAGUGGGUCGUCCCAAGGGUUCAGUUUCCAAAGCAAAGCUGAUGCUGCAAGAAGAAACCACUGAACCUUUGAUAGGACUGCAAAGCAGGGGCAGGAAGAGCCUAAAAACCACAAUAUCACAAGUAAACCAGGAUUUAAAACCAGUAAACCAGGAAGAGAAACAAGUAAAUCAUGACACAGAGGCACCAGAAAAGGAGAGUAAGAAUAUGGUCUUGAGAUCCAGAAAGCCCUCACAAGAAAAACUAUCAAAAGAAAAAGAAAAAAUAGGAGAAGAUACUCUACUCCAGACACUAACAGAAAUUAAAGAUGGCAAUGUUUCUCCAAAUGUAGAGGCGCUUUUAACUCCAAUUGCCAAUGCAGCUGAAAACACAGAUGUUCUAGCAGACUUGCCUCCACCAUUUGUCCCGCCAGUACCAGCUGAACAAUCUGAACUAAAGACACUGCUUCCACAAAAACGUAAACCUAGCUCAGACCUUUCCAUUACAAAAGUAAAGAAAAAGAGAGGUCCAAAACCCAAACCAAAACCUUUAGCACCUCAACUCCCUCUGUCAGAACAGGUUGCUUCUACACUUAAAGAGAAGUGUGUUCGGGGCCCCAGGAAAAAAAGAGGGCCACCCAAGAAAACCUCUGUUGUCACUCCCCCAGCCAAAGACACUCCUCCCACCAUCAGUGAAUCUGACAUCACUAGUGACAUGCCUGUGGUGCCACCUCAGUGCCCCACUAAAACAAAAGUUCUCCCACCGCGCAAAGGCAGAGGACAGAAAUAUGAGGCCAUGGUGCAGAAAAUUACAUCUCCCAGCUCAAAGAAACACCUCCUGAUUCCCCAGACAGACAGCAAUCUAACUGAUGAUGUGACAACCAAGGCUUUGUCUCAACAUGUCUUAAAAGAAGGUGAAACAUCUAUGCUCAUAAAUAGCAGUGAGAUAAUAAAGGGAGAAGUGAAAAGCAUAGAGUCUAGACAAGAAGAAUUGAAACAACACAAAGGGGCAGUGAGAAAAGAGGAGAUGACACAAGAAAAAGAAAAGCUUGAGAUGAGUCAAGUAAUGUCAAUGCCAAAAGAGGAAGACGUUGGAAAUAAGAAAGAAACAGGACAGGAAAACAUUAAACCAGGGGCACAGCAAGAUGUUUUCACUGGCAAGGUUUGGGGCUCAAUAGUGGCCCCAGUAGAAGUCAGGGCUCCAGGAGAGUGGACACCACACGCUUCAGAAGGUGUAUCCACCACUGCCACCAAGUUCACCAAAACAAAAAGGAAGAGAUGGGCUAUGGUGGAAAGUACAGAUGCCUCAGUAGUAGCCUUGGAGGCAGGAAGCCUAAUAGUUACAACACCAAGGCUGGCGAAACAGAGGGCAAUUAAAAACAACCAUGAGAUGCACCUAAAACAGAGAAGAAAGAAGAGGAAAGGCCAGGUCCCUCUUGAAGAAACAGAUUCUGUCGAUGAGACAAAUACUGACACAUUAGAACAACAAGAGAAGAGGGUAGAAGAGACGGUAACCCCCACAGAGUCCACAUUACCUCAACCAGUCAGCCCAGAUGAGAUCCCAAAAGCCACCCCAGUUGCUAGCACAGAACUCACCCAGAAACCUAGAAGAGGCCGAAAACCAUCAGCAAAUGCAACCAAGAGGAAACGAGGCAAAGCCUCAUCAGAGCAAAUUCCCGGCAUGCCAGUGAAGGUCCACAAAAAGCCUGGGCCAAAACCUGGGAUGAAAGACGCCAUUGAGGUCAUUGAGGCAGUAGUAAGGGCUGCAGGAUGCGAACAGGCUGAAAAAGAAGAGAGAGAAAAAGAAGAAAGGCAAAGAAGGGAAAACGAAAAUAAGGAAAAAGAUAAUACUUGUGUUGUGGGCCCUGUGGUGACAAUAUCAGAAAAACGGACUGAGACCAUUUCUGUGAAAAGAAUCAGGCGCAGACCAGUACAUCAACAUUCUAAACUGUCCUUCUGUCCUUAUGUACGGAUUAACAACUCCAGAGACUUUUCCUCUUGGUGUGCCAUAGUCAACAAGCCUGAGGAUGCAGUGAUUUUUCAGAGACGUAGAAAAAAGGGUAUACUUAGAAUGAGGAAUCCUUUUACAGUUGCAAAGGUAGCACCACAUACUGCUGCCAUGCUACUGGGACCCUUGGUAAAUAAAAAUCUAGUUGGAAGGUGUCUUACAUGUUGUUUGUGUGGAAAGCCAGCAAAUUACAGAGACCUAGGUGAUUUGUGCGGACCCUACUACACAGAGGAUGGCGUCCCGCGGAAAGUUUUGACGAUCGGGCCUUCAGAAUCCCUCAGGGAAGAGUUGGUGAAGGCCAGUGACAAUAAGAGUAGCAGCAGUGAAGAACCAGGUGAUUCCUCAAAGAACGAGGGUGAGGGCAGCACGGAAAAGAAUGGAACUACAGAGCCAUCCACCCAAGAAGGCAGUAGUAGCAGGCACCACCACUGGCGCUACAGACGGGCAGAAAGAACAGAAAGAAUGGGUCAGGAGGGUGGUCCACGAAGACUGACUCUGCGAGAGAGGUUCAGGAGGAUUAAACAGCUCCAGGCCAUCGACACAGGGGCUUCAGGUGACCAAGAACAUAGCAUGUUCCAAAAGCUACAAGUGGAGGCAGAGGCUAAGGAGCACUGGGCCCAUGAAAACUGUGCCAUAUGGACCAGGGGGGUAAUCAUGGUAGCUGGGAGGUUGUAUGGACUGAAAGAGGCUGCCAACAGCUCAGCCCAAGCGAGUUGCUACAAGUGCCAGAUUGUGGGGGCGUCCCUCAGCUGCUGCUGGAGAGGCUGCUGUCAUAAAUACCACUAUGUCUGCGCCAAAGAGAUAGGCUGCACAUUCCAUGAGGAUGACUUCUCCAUCAAAUGUCCUAAACAUGAGGACCUGUAAGAUAUACCGGUGUACCACCUCCACCACCAACACCACCUCUCAGCCAGGCAUGCACCACCUAUCCAGCAAGACCAAGGAAAAUGCUGUCCCAAGGGCCACCUAUAUGUAAAAAACACAGUGAUGACUGAUGACGGACAGGUACGUCAGCCAGUGGAGCUGGGGCAGGUAAAAGGUUGCGUCGAGGUGGGGCUAUAGGAGCAAUACAAAACUUGGUGAACAGCUCAGAAGAGAAGAGCUACUCCCUGACCGUGCACUGGAAAUGUGUUUUCUCAACUGAGCCCUUACUGGAAGGCAGAAUGCAGAGGUGCUGUUUAACGGGAAGACCGGCUGCGCUUUGGAGACUAUGUGCCUAGGGCCCAUUGAACAGGCGGGCUGUUUGAAAUGCAGAGCGAGGAAUGUGUGUGUGUGUUCUGCCUUUGGAUGGGUUGCUAUCAUAUUCAGACACCUGGCGUACACUGAUUGGACAGGAGCAUCCCUCUGGCCAGCUUGUCAGUGGGCCAAGGGGUGCGUAUGAGUGAGUGUGUGUCUGUGCGCAUGUGUAUGUGGGUGCAAUUAUCACAGAAGUGUCAUUCUACAGACGCAUCAUCUGCGUGUUUGUGUAUACGUGUCUGCGUGGGUGAAGAAAUCUCCAAUCUAAGAUGUCAUGUAUCGAAAAAACAGCAGCCAACUACUGGGUGUAGGUCAAUGUGUGCGUUUGUGUUUAAAACACGUGACAAAAUGAAACAAAAAAGGAAACUGUACAUGGUAAUGUGCUUUACAGGUUCUGAAUAUUCUCAUAUUGAAGAGUUACAAAAAAAUUGACGCAGUAUUUUAAUAUAAUGCUCUUAUCUUCGGAGAUGUAUUUUGAUGUGCAUUAUGACUAUAAAACAUCAUUGCGUCACCCUUGGUAUUUGUCAGGCUUUGUGUUAUUCAGAAAAUAAUAAUAAUUUAAAAAAAGAUAUAUUAAAAAGAUAACUGUUUAGGAAUCCAUUCAACUGUGUGCACAUUCAGUAUGUACAGUAGACGCUGCCAUCGUCACUUGACCGGCUGCAGAUCAGUCAGGUCAGCUCACCUCAUAUCUGUGUACAGUUCAGGAGUAUUACUGUUAAACAUCGCCAUGGUGUACGAUUAUUUCACCUGCCACAGCCGUGCAGAAAGAUGUACAUUUGACCCAGAUUUCAUAACACACAUGUCUGUUUGUGUAUCUCAAAUGUAGCCUCUUUCAAUCCUUCAUGCUAUGUAACAACACCCUGUACCGGGUGUCAACUAAGUACUGGUCAUAUCAAAUGGAGACAUAUUUAAGUAUUAAAGCAUAAAAGAAAGUGCAAAAACGCCACACCAAACUUUCUCUUUUAUGAAGCUCAUUAUUUAAUGGUGUAUAUAGGUAUUUGAUGCUGUUUAAAUGUAAGAUGUGAUGUACUAAUAUAAUUGUGUAUAGUAUUUCCUAGAGAUGUUUAUUUUCUAUAAAAUGGAAUAUGUUAUUGCUUAUAAACUGUUAUUAAAAGAAUCCACUGAUGAAAAAAAAUCUUUUUUGGGAAUGUCACUUGUUUUAAGUUGGAGCAUGCCGUUUGAUUUUCAUGUCGAUUUGUUUGGAACUGAUGACACAGCAUCACUUUGUUUGAAAUGUUUUUUGUAACACCAAUGUUAAAUAUACCAGCACCUU